AUGGCGUUGAAUGACUUGAGAGACGCUCCAAAUACGCAGUCAUUUCAGUUUAACAGAAGCCUUUCCAUACGACCCUAUAACUCGCAAACAAGCCCCGGUAGACCUAGAACAUCACUAAGCAUGUGGAUGUCCACUUCGUAUCACGGAUCGGCCCUUUCAGUCUUGCUCUUCACGGCAUGGACGACAGCGAUACCAUUGGAGAUCACGAGUCUAGCAUCGGAGGAUGUAGUAUGGGAAACAGUGUUCAUCACGGAAAUCAUCACAGUUUACCCAAAGAUGCCGGCAAGUUUGUUCAGUACAGAAAGAAACUCUAUAACUACGGUAUGGCAGUCCAGUACAGCUGCUACUUAUGAGGCUCCGAAGCGAUCAGGCACCACAGAUAACGUCCAUGGAACGGAGAAGGUGUCAGCGAGUUUGACUAUAGGUGGCAGUGGAGGUCUUUCAUGGACAUCAGAUCUACUAAAGACUUCGACUUCGACGUCACAAUGGAUUUCCUCAUCGAUUGGCCGUUCAGAGUUCCUAGGCAGUAUUUCGCCACCUACACCGCUAUUUACAACCACCUUGGCCUCAGUUAUAUCACUUAGCAGUCCUAUUUCUACACCUUCAGGAUCCGACUUCGAUUGGCCACAACUUCCCACAACAAACAUACACUCUACAUUUAGCUCCAUUGCUAAGCAACCUGGUCAAAGCCCUACAGUCACUUCUAUGGGCCAGUCGCUGUCCAAGCCAACAUCAUCGCGAAAAGGAUCAUGGAGAGACUCAUUUCGCGACACACGAAAGGGCAUCCUCACAUCUUUCGGUCAUAGCACGACCGCAGUACCCAACGAGAUUCCUCCAGACAACAUCUUCGUCCCUAUCCAGAAAGACAGCAUCCUUUCUCAGAUUCCGAUCGGCCGCCAUCAUCCAGUGCCUAAGACGGGAGUGGAGGAUGAUGACAAACGGACGAUGCACACGAAUAAGUUCUACGCCAAUGCGUUUCUGGGCCAGCAGAAUAUGCCUAUUUGGACGCACCCGUAUUCGAUUUGGUGGGGGAAAGGGUGGAAUGAACAAGGUGUGCUACAGACGUGGGGAAUGAACAUUGCACAUAUUGAAGAAAGCGAUAUUGCCUAUGGACUUGGUGACCCUACCAAUGUCUACACAAAUCCGCCGCACAAGCAAUCACUUGUCCUCUCCGCAGCUGAGCUCGACUCCCAGACAAUUCUGACUACCGAUACCCAUCUGCCUUUCUCCGUCAACAUCAACAUCUUCUCUCACUCCGCUCCGCAAGAACCAAAGAUCACGUUUCCUGUCGUCCAGGGGAUGAGCUUCGUCACGGCUGGCUACAGAAAUGCUACACCCACGAUACACACUGGUGGGAAAGGCUUUGUGGAUUGUGUGGGACCAAUUCCGAUGGGUAGAACAACGAAGUAUCGCGUCAGGGAUAUGGAUGGCCGAGACUGGGUCAUCUAUGUCAACCCGGUAAUAGGCCUCGACUACGACGGCACGAAAUUCCUUCGACUCGACCCGAACACCUUGCUUGGACCUGCUGGCUUCAAAGGCACGAUACAGGUUGCAAGGAAUCCUCUUGGUGCUGAAGGAGAGGCGCUCUACGACAAGGCUUGUGGCGCGUUCGUCUACGAAGCAAGCAUUACUGCUGUAGCCCCCGACAGUAAAGGAGCAUACUCGUUCAACUACACCAAGAUUGGCAGCUCACCACUGCUGAUGUUCGUUCUACCCCAUCAUUUACAGUCCCUCGACCCGGAGCUCAGAAAACAGGUGACUAAAUUGCAAUUGCGUUCGACAACAAAGGGCAUGGCCACUGCUAUUUGGGCUGAAAAACUUACCUUCAUAGAACCCAACCUUCCCACUACUAUGCACUUCGGUCCAUGGAAUCCUACUACCACAGCAAAAGUACGCUACCCACCAGACGUCCUAGCCCUCAUCGCCGCAGUAGCCGAACGCGAUCUCCGGCGCGCCAUGACGGAGCCAAUACCACCAGAUUCCAUGUACUACGCGGGCAAGUCUCUCGCGAAAUUCGCCACGAUAGUCUGGGUGAUCAAAGACGUGCUCGGCAACGACACCCUCACCACGGCCGGCCUAGACAAGCUCAAGCAAGAACUAGCCAGAUACAUCAGCAACCAACAACUCCACCCCCUCUACUACGACGACAGCUGGAAAGGCAUCGUCUCCAACGCGGGCUUCACCGACCCGGGCGCCGACUUUGGAAACACAUACUACAACGACCACCACUUCCACUUUGGCUACUUUGUGUACACGGCGGCUGUCAUUGGCUAUCUGGACGCUGCGUGGCUGACCCAAGGCGAUAAUAAAGCGUGGACGAAUAUGCUGGUCAAGGACUUUGCGGAAAGCGAUUAUCACGGGCGGGAUUAUCCUUUUUCGAGGAGUUUUGACUGGUGGCAUGGGCAUAGUUGGGCAAAGGGUCUGUUCGAGAGUGCAGAUGGGAAGGAUCAGGAGAGUACGAGUGAAGAUGGGUUUGCGAGUUUUGCAGUCAAGAUAUGGGGGCGGGUGAGCGGGGAUGUGAAUAUGGAGAAGAGAGGCAACCUGAUGCUCGCCAUCCAAGCCCGCUCCUUCAACGCAUACUUCUACCUGCAAGCCACCAACACAAACCACCCAGCCCGCUUCCUCGGAAACAAAGUAUCAGGCAUCCUUUUCGAGAACAAAGUCGACUACGCAACAUACUUCGGCACUACACACCCUCUCAUCCACGGCAUCCACAUGGUCCCCAUCAACCCCUCAACAGCCUACACCCGCCCGCGCGCCUUUGUCGCGGAGGAAUGGGACGCGUUUUUCUCGGGCAAUCGCGCGCUGCUGGCCGACGGCGGGUGGCGCGGUAUCUUGUAUGCGAACCUAGCGCUUGUGGACGCCAAGGCGAGUUUCCUCUUUUUCCGAGAUGGCGUAGGUGGGUUUUGGGAUGAGCGGUGGAUUGAUGGCGGGGCGAGUCGGACGUGGUAUCUUGUUUGGGCGGCGGCCAUGGUCGAGUUUGGGAAGCGGUGA
This is a messenger RNA of Cucurbitaria berberidis CBS 394.84, 2994 nucleotides long. RefSeq names its product glycoside hydrolase family 81 protein. The transcript has 5 exons. Lineage: Eukaryota; Fungi; Ascomycota; Dothideomycetes; Pleosporales; Cucurbitariaceae. The coding region runs from base 1 to 2994 and encodes 997 amino acids. Gene Ontology annotation, cellular component: cell surface. The record is from RefSeq and is a predicted model, not a curated record. Gene Ontology annotation, molecular function: glucan endo-1,3-beta-D-glucosidase activity; endo-1,3(4)-beta-glucanase activity.